Molecule: messenger RNA, 1098 nt
Organism: Galendromus occidentalis (western predatory mite)
Lineage: Eukaryota; Metazoa; Arthropoda; Arachnida; Mesostigmata; Phytoseiidae
Exons: 4
Coding region: 137-1000 (287 amino acids)
Source: RefSeq, a predicted model, not a curated record
GAGUGAGUGUCUAGCCGGAGCGAGUGAACGGUGGUUGGUCUGAGGAGAAGGAAAGUACUGGCUGGCUAUAGCGAGAGCAGGGCUUGAGGUUACCGGUGGACCCCUACAGUCCUAAGGACCUCAAAAUCGUGUGGAAAUGUCUCGCUACGGCUACGGUGGUCCCCAUUCCAACGGGGGAUACUCAGCAUCGGCACCGUAUUCCUCACCUUGGUAUGAUCGGUUCGAUCGAAACUCCGAUGGGAGGCCGGGCUUCUACGAUUAUUACCCAGGCUUCGGAGGAGGCUAUCCCGGGGGAGGUCCGAGCCGCUUCGAACCGUACCCCCCUCGAAUGAUGGACCGUAGAGGAGUCAGACCGAAAACGAACUUCUCACCGAAAAACUCAAAGUCUGCCCCGCCGAAGAAAACCAACCGCCGACCCAGUGGCAAGCGAACCUCCGCAGUACAGUUCACGGCGUCUCGUAGUCGUUUGAAGCCGCCGUUCGUCAUCUCCCAGUCGAAAUGGGGGAAUAGCAAUCGUUCGUCGUGGAUUUUCCCUCGUUUUGGUGACUACAUAGAUACCGAGGACACUCCAAUUUGGCUUUCGGAGGACGACCUCACCACAAAGUUCGAGGUUCCGCGCGACAAUCAAUACUGUCCUGAUUGCGGUGUCCUGAUAAUAAACGCCAAGAGGCACAAAAGCUCCGAGUUUCAUAGAGAAAAAGUCGAGGAGAAGAAAGGAGUCGUACCGAGAUGGAAACUCGAGUUCUUGGAACGCAAGAAGAAAUACGAAGAGAGGAAAGCUGUCGGAGGGGCUGCGGGUAAAGACGACGAGGACAAAGAAGACGAAGAUAAGGAGGAUGAUUCCAAUGACGAAGAUGAGGAAGAUAACGAGAUCAACAAGGGCGACGAGGAGAAACCUUCCGAUUCUCUUCCUGAUUCUCCGAAAGACGAUGUUUUAGAUAUCGAGGAAGCUAUGGAGACAGCCGAAAAUAUUCCCAACGGAAUCGAGGCUCAUUGCUAGUUGCUCACGUGGAACAAUGAUCUCUUCGCGUAGAUUGACUUCUUGCCGGCAGGCGAAACCGCGAUCUAGAUCCUCAAUUAUGACUUACGACGAACCGC